AUGACAGACGGAAAUAUGUCUUCAAUAACAGAUUUUAUCCUUUUGGGCUUCACAAGUCAACAUGAGCUUCAGGUUUUGUGUUUUGUUUUGUUCCUAGUGAUUUAUUUGUUCACUAUGCUUGGGAAUCUCAGCAUGAUUGUGUUAAUCAGAAUUGAACCCAGACUCCACACGCCCAUGUACUUCUUCCUUAGCCACCUCUCCUUCUUAGACAUAUGCUACUCUUCUGUGAUUGUUCCUAAGACUCUGGUGAAUUUCUUGGUGGACAUCAAAUCCAUCACUUUUGCUGGAUGCAUGAGUCAACUGUUUUUCUUUGGAGUUAGUGCUUCGACUGAGUGCUACCUAUUGGCUGCCAUGGCCUAUGACCGUUACGUUGCAAUUUGCAACCCUUUGCUCUACACAGUUGUUAUGUCACAGAAAAUCUGUGUAGGGCUAGUGGCUGGGGCAUAUCUUGCUGGUGUGAUUACCUCAACUAUACAUACGAUCUCAACAUUCAGAUUGCCAUUCUGUCGAUCCCAUACGAUCAACCACUUUUUCUGUGAUGUGCCUCCUCUCCUAACUCUGGCCUGCUCAGACACACAUUUCAAUGAGAUGUUGCUUUUUGCUGUAGUUGGGUUUGAUGUCACAACCACCACAAUUAUCAUUCUAGCAUCCUACUUAUCUGUCCUUGCUACUGUCCUGAGGUUCCGCACCACAAAGAGAAGGCACAAAGCUUUCUCUACCUGUGGCUCCCAUUUGGCCUCUGUCAUAUUGUUCUAUGGGAGUGCCCUCUAUAUGUAUUCACGGCCCCCCUCUAGCCUGUCUCUAGAUCAAGACAAGGUGAUCUCAGUGCUGUAUUCUGUUACAACCCCCAUGUUGAACCCUCUCAUCUACAGCAUGAGGAAUAAUGAGGUGAGAGACGCUCUCAGAAAAGUGAUAAGAAAAAAAUUACAGUUGUAUGCAUUAUCACUUACAGUUUUCCAGGGAGGAAUGCAUGCAAAACAAAAUCACACUUUGAAGAGCAAUGUUUCCUGA
Euleptes europaea (tarantolino) is the source of this 1011-nucleotide messenger RNA. Its product is annotated as olfactory receptor 8D1-like. Lineage: Eukaryota; Metazoa; Chordata; Lepidosauria; Squamata; Sphaerodactylidae. The coding region runs from base 1 to 1011 and encodes 336 amino acids. The record is from RefSeq and is a predicted model, not a curated record. Gene Ontology annotation, molecular function: odorant binding; G protein-coupled receptor activity; olfactory receptor activity. Gene Ontology annotation, cellular component: membrane. The transcript has 2 exons. Gene Ontology annotation, biological process: G protein-coupled receptor signaling pathway; sensory perception of smell.